AUUAGACACAUUCUAGGUAUAGUACUACACGAGCCCUUUGAUGGGAACUUUGUCAGUUGGGGACCUCCUAUGUGUGCUCCCCUUUCGAGUACUGAAUAUUUAGCCAGCCUAUCUCUUAUGGUCCUUGCUCAACCACAACCCUCAAUCCUUCCCAUUUCUAUCUCUUCCUUUCUCCUUCCCACAGUCAUAUCCCAUUAGUAUAUUCAGAACCAUUCCUCCAUCGAACUUGUUUAUGCAGCAAACCCAGAAUGGCAAAGACUAAGUAUCCCUCCUUGCUGUUGCUCCUCAUCAUUCUGUUCUGUACAGAACUACUACUAGUCCUGCAAGUUACAGGUGUAGCAGGGUCAAGAACUCCAAUAUUGGCUCGCUCUAAUCAUUUGAAGGCCACCCAAAUGUCUUCUUCCCAACAGGAAUUGCAGUUUCAGACUGGUGGCAAAGGAAGGAUGUACAAGAAUUCAAAAAGAUUGAUGAUAGGAUCGGUGGCGCCAACCUGCACGUACAACGAAUGCAGAGGGUGCAAGUACAAGUGUAGUGCUGAGCAAGUUCCAGUGGAGGGGAACGACCCAAUCCACAGUGCAUACCACUACAAAUGUGUUUGCCAUAGGUAAUCUUUGUACUAGAGCGAGGGUACCCUCUAAGUUGGGCACUGGAAUUUUGCUUCAAUUCUAUGGAAAUAUUCCCUGUAAUUAAUCAUAAGAAAGGCUUUCCCCAUUUUCAACGUUCAACAUCCAAAUUGGUGUCGAUCUUCUGGAUUUGGAACUAAGAUUCGUGUUUUGGGAUCCAACAGUCCAUCUCAUCUCAUCCCAUGUACUAUAUUUUUCUUUUUCCGUCUAAAUCCUAAUUUCAUCUCUUUUA
Messenger RNA from Coffea eugenioides, 855 nucleotides. RefSeq lists its product as uncharacterized. The transcript has 3 exons. The record is from RefSeq and is a predicted model, not a curated record. The coding region runs from base 249 to 608 and encodes 119 amino acids. Gene Ontology annotation, biological process: positive regulation of stomatal complex development. Lineage: Eukaryota; Viridiplantae; Streptophyta; Magnoliopsida; Gentianales; Rubiaceae.